AAAAAUCUGCACAGACACACCCAGUGUCAGCUCCGGUCCUGGUUUGAGGUGUGACUGUACCUGAGAGGGUGUGACUUCACACCGGGCUCCAAAUCAACCUCAGACCUGUUUUCAGAGGACUCUCUGCUAUCCCGAGUGUGUGCCUGAAACAACAGUAAGUGCUCCGACUUUGACGUUUUAACGCAGAAAUGGACAAAGCUAGACGUGUCGAGGAAAGCAGAUUUUAAACGGUUAAAUGAGUUAACAGCAGUUUAGUCAUGUGGAGAUUACUUUAAUAACUCUGGAGGAGAUCCAGGAUUUUAAAGAGACUAGACGCAUAAAAUUAUCAAAUCAUUCAUCAGAUCUGAGUUUAUAUAUUUGGUUGAGAGUGUUUCUGUUUUUCCUUCUUCUCCAGCAGCCGCCAACAUGCCUGAAACCGCCGAGGCUCACAUGGUGACCCUCACCACCAACCGCAUCUGUGUUAUCGAGAUCAAAAACGCCAGCAAUGUCUACUGCUUCUACCAACCAAGGUGAGCCCUCCUGCUGUGUCCCGACCCUCCGGUGCAGAGCUGCUGUUCUCCAUGGUUUAACCGUUUCAGUGUGUAUGAAGUUAGUCUGACAUCCUGAAAUGUGCAUCAGUUUAGGGAAAGUUACCUGAAUUGAGACGCACAGCAGCUCGAGCUCACUCACUGCACUCCUGUUGUUUCAUCUUUAAGGUCUGCAAAAAAAGAAUCACAUGAACAGCUUUUUAAAAGUGACACUUUAAAAACCCUUCAAGCUCAUAACUCAUAAAUGUGCAUCUUUGAAUCAAAUCUUUGAACGAGUAAAAUACUUCACAAAAGCAGAAAAACUAUUUGGUUGGAAUUAGCUGCAGGUUUCAGAUGUCACUCUUUGCAGGAUGCAUCUUGUGCAUGAAUCAGAGCUGAGAUUACACUUGUGAUUUACGCAACAACUUAUCAAAUAGAGGGACUAUUUUCUGCAGAACUAGGACUUUGACCAGCAAUCUUUAGAGCUUGAUGUUUUUAGAAUUUUCUUUCUCAACAUGCAACCAAACCUGACAGAGCUGAGCAGCCGGUCUCUCUCUCUUAUAAAGAAAAAACGUUCAGCUGUGAUUCAUGUGUUCACGUUCUUCUUCUUCUACCCUUCAGCGUGUUCAUGAAGAGCGGCUUCUCCUACUGCCCUCCGCAACCGACCCUGGGCAGCAACAAGACUGAAGUGUGCUCCUUCACCAAGGAUGACAACACGGCCUCAGGCGCUGUCGGCGUUAUGACCUACGACCUCUUCAACAUGCACACCCGCCAAUGCACUGAGAUGAUGGCCAUCAUGUUCUCUGUGCCAUUCGACUAUAACUUCUAUGCGAACUGGCUCGGGGUCGGCAUCUUCGACAAAGAAACGCCCUGUGAUGAAAAGCUGUUUGAUCAAAUGUACAACGAUACGGAUGAAGCCCACUUUAAGCACUACAAGGCCGACGGUUCGGGGAUCGUGUUCAAGGGCGACAUGGUGGAUGUGAGGGCCUGCAUGUCUGACGAGGGGAGGGCGAUCGUGAAACUGGAGUUUUACGACAAGAUCGGCCGAUGAGUGUAUGUGUGUAAUGUAAUAAGAUCACAAUGAGUGUAAAAGAAACACGCUAUUCAUGUCAUGUUUAAAGAAAUAAAGAAAAACAGUGACAUCUGAA
Molecule: messenger RNA, 1654 nt
Organism: Xyrichtys novacula (pearly razorfish)
Lineage: Eukaryota; Metazoa; Chordata; Actinopteri; Labriformes; Labridae
Source: the annotation of a GenBank genome assembly